Messenger RNA from Magnolia sinica, 2451 nucleotides. RefSeq names its product calcium-dependent protein kinase 19-like. Gene Ontology annotation, molecular function: calmodulin binding; calcium ion binding; ATP binding. The record is from RefSeq and is a predicted model, not a curated record. The transcript has 9 exons. NCBI's taxonomy places the organism in Eukaryota, Viridiplantae, Streptophyta, Magnoliopsida, Magnoliales, Magnoliaceae. Gene Ontology annotation, cellular component: cytoplasm; nucleus. Bases 301 to 1812 code for a protein of 503 amino acids. Gene Ontology annotation, biological process: intracellular signal transduction; peptidyl-serine phosphorylation; protein autophosphorylation.
AGAAGAAGAAGAAGAAGAAUUCCAGCUUUAGAAGAGAAUCGUCAGUAUACAAACUUCUACCUUGGGUUCUCGCUGGAAAUAAGAACUAUCAAUGUCAGCUGAAUCCUGAUCUUGGGUUUCGCUAAAACCUUCCAAAAGAAGAGAAAUAAGUGGUCCCUACUUGCAAUUCUAAAAUUUUGAUUUAGGUAUUGCUCAUCAGAAAACUACCAACUUGUCAUUGAAAAUCCCACAGUAUCAGCAAAAAGAUAUCAUUUGAUCAGUUUUCGCAGGAGAAGGUAGAGAAAUUCCAUUAGAGCUGAUAUGGGUUCCUGCUGCUGCAAGCCUAAGGUUCCCCAAUCUCCUGACCAGGCCACCGAUCAAUCGUCCUACCCCCAGCCCCUAUCCCCGCCUCUUUUAACCCGAUCUCCCAAGACGGUUCGUCUCAUGCCUGACAACAUCCUUGGCAAACCAUUCAAAGAUGUGAAAUCUUUCUACACAAUUGGGAAAGAACUAGGUCGAGGGCAAUUCGGCAUAACUUACCUUUGUACUGAGAAAUCUACAGGAUUACAGUAUGCCUGCAAAACAAUAUCAAAGCGGAAGCUCAUGAACAAAAACGAUAAGGAGGGCAUCAAGAGGGAGGUUCAGAUCAUGGAGCAUUUGACAGGCAAUACGAACAUUGUCAAAUUUAAGGGGGCGUAUGAAGAUAAAAAGUCUGUGAAUCUUGUGAUGGAGCUGUGCUCUGGUGAGGGGAUCUUUGAUCACAUCAUUGCCAAGCGACAUUACUCUGAGCAGGCCUCUGCCACCAUCUGCAGGCAAGUCGUGAAUGUCAUUGAUGUUUGCCAUAGCAAGGGUGUGAUGCAUAGGGAUAUAAGGCCUGAGAAUUUCUUGUUGUCAAGCAAGGACAAAGGGGAUUUGCUGAAAGCUACAGAUUUUGGGUUGUCAGUCUUCAUUGAGAAAGGAAAAUUGUACAGUGAUAUGGUAGGAAGCGCGUAUUAUGUUGCUCCUGAAGUAAAGCAGGGCAGUUACGGGAAGGAAAUAGAUAUUUGGAGUGCAGGCGUUAUUUUGUAUAUUCUUCUUAGUGGUGUUCCUCCUUUCUGGGCUGAAACGGAGAAGGGAAUUUUCGACGCCAUCUUGCAAGGGGAUAUCGACUUUGAAGCGAAGCCCUGGCCAUCUAUAUCGAACAGUGCAAAAGAUCUUGUUAGGAAGAUGCUAACACACGAUCCAAGGAAACGAAUUACUUCAGUGCAGGUUCUUCAGCAUCCAUGGAUUAGAGAAGAUGGAGAAGCAUCAAACAAACCAAUUGAUGGUGCAGUUAUUGCUAGGAUGAAGCAAUUCAGGGCAAUGAACAAGUUCAAGAAGCUUGCACCAAAGGUCGUUGCGGAGAAUCUUUCAGAAGAAGAAAUCAAAGGCUUGAAAUUAACGUUCACAGAAAUGGACAGCGACAAGAGCGGUACAAUCACCUAUGAAGAACUGAAGGCAGGGUUGGCACAACUGGGGUCUAAGCUCUCGGAGGCCCAAGUCAAGCAGCUCAUGAGUGCUGCUGACAUUGAUGGAAAUGGGACAAUCGACUACAAUGAAUUCAUUACUGCCACGAUGCGUAGACAUAGACUUGAAAGAGAUGAUAGUUUAUACAAAGCCUUUCAGUAUUUUGAUAAAGAUAAGAGGGGGUUUAUCACCAGAGACGAAUUACAACGGGCCAUGAACGAGUAUGGUAUGGGUGAUCAAUCCAGUAUUGAGGAAAUAAUAUCAGAGGUGGAAACAGAUAAUGAUGGGAGGAUCAAUUAUGAGGAAUUUUAUUCAAUGAUGAGGAUUGGAUUACAGCAACCAACAUAAAUUCCCUAGUUUCUAUGGCAGUGAUUUUGCAAUGCAGUGACCGGAUGCUAUUGGGAAGGUCUUAUCAUUCAACACAAACCUCGCGAUUGCUGAAUUGAGCCUUGUGUUGAUUUAAAGAGUGAAGUGACCUUAUUGAAAUUCAGACACAUGCUGUCUCUUGAUCUUGUUGCUUGAGUCUUAUACCUAAAAUGCAGGGGAUUCAAGCAUGUUAGCUAUUAGUUUGUAUAGGAAUUAUGGUUCCUGGCCAUCAAUCAUUUGUUGAAGAGUUAAGACUUGUGUUCAUGGGGGUCCAUCUUCCAACAGUCCAAAAUUUGAAAUAAUGAGCCUCACGGUGGAUAGAGGAUGCCCUGGAAAUCUCUUAGGUUGAGUAUUUUAACUCUGACAUUCUCUCCAUUAGAUGUGUGUUGUUGAUGUAAAUUUAUUUUUUGUUUUUUGGUUCUCUCAACCAUGUAUUGGUAAGGCCAAAUAUCAAUGGACUUUGAGUUCAGAGAUCUCCAUGGCAUUCCAUCUAUGGUAAGGCCCAUCUCUCUUGUAUAAAUUGUGAAAUUCAUAUAUUUGUUAAUUCGUAGACAUUGGUUUGUAUAAGUCAUUAUGAGCAACCUCUUGUAUAUUUUAAAUAUAAUUACAAUUUUUCCUUUA